Fomitiporia mediterranea MF3/22 is the source of this 3252-nucleotide messenger RNA. Its product is annotated as WD40 repeat-like protein. The transcript is spliced from 4 exons. Gene Ontology annotation, molecular function: protein binding. NCBI's taxonomy places the organism in Eukaryota, Fungi, Basidiomycota, Agaricomycetes, Hymenochaetales, Hymenochaetaceae. The record is from RefSeq and is a predicted model, not a curated record. The coding region runs from base 1 to 3252 and encodes 1083 amino acids.
AUGGACGCGUUUAGCAGGCCGCAAUGCCUUCCUGGGACGCGAACAGAAAUCGUGCAGCAGAUCGUGGAAUGGACGCUAUCGGACUCGGACCAGAAUGUCUUCUGGUUAUACGGUGUAGCAGGGUCUGGCAAGAGUACUGUCAGCACGACUAUUGCCGAACACUUCCGUGGUAUAUCGCGACUCGGCGCUCAUCUGUUUUUUGAACGUGGGCAGAGUGAUCCGAGCAGUGUCAUCCGAACUCUCGUGUAUAAGCUUGCCUCAUUCGACUCAACCGUGGAAGAUAAUGUCAUUGCCGCCAUUAAGCGAGACAACAAUAUUGCAGAGGCCACGGCGGCGACCCAGUUUGAAAACCUUCUUCAUAGUCCUCUUGUUUCUUCUAGAGACGCGAUGCAAGGACCCGUUGUCAUUGUCCUUGAUGCACUAGAUGAAUGCGGUACGGAGAGGUCUAGGCAAAGCCUAAUGCAAAGUUUUCGAAGAGGACUGCGAUUGCUCCCGAAGAAUUUCCGAUUUCUCAUCACGAGCAGAAGAGAAUCAGACAUUAAUCAGGUCUUCUUUUCAGCAGAGAACAUUUGUGCUGUCGGACUGGAUCACACAUCGGGUACUUGCAAAGAUGACGUGCUUCAUUAUCUUGACUACGAACUGCGAAACGUGUUUGCGGGUAAAGCGCUACGGAUUCCUGAUGAUUGGCAGGAUAGGAUGGAUCGUCUUGCCGGAGCAUCAGAGGGCCUUUUUGUGUGGGCAUCAACGGCUGUGAAGCUGGUGGAUUGCGACAAUCCGGCUCGGGCACUACAAGACCUAGUAUCACACUCGUCGAGUCUUUCGGGCCUCGAUCAACUGUACGAGUCUAUUCUCUUAGGCUCUGGCAUCAGAUUCAACAGCGAAACUUCUAAGGAACGCUUUUCGCAAGUCCUUGGCCUCAUACUCCUCAGCAGAAUCCCGCUUUCUGAAGAUACGAUUGACGGGCUCCUUGGAUACUCAGUCGAUGAGCCAUCCCGGCUUAUUUUAUCACGUUUACAAUCUGUGCUUGUAUAUACUCCAGCGGCACCCAUUUACUUCUUCCAUACUUCUUUCCGCGAUUACUUGACAUCGUCCUCGAGAUGUAAUGACGCUUGGUUUAUUGAUCUCGACAUUCAGAAGAAACUGAUUACUAAGCGGUGUUUCGACGUCAUGAAGCGUAUGCUCCGGUUCAACAUUUGCAAGAUCGAGUCAUCGUACAUCCGUAACGAUCAAAUUUUGGACCUCUCGGAACGCAUCAAGGAGAAAAUUCCUUCAUACAUGGAGUAUGCAUGUCUCUUCUGGGGCCAACACUUACACGAGGCACAAUUCUCAGACGCGUUGUCGAGCGAGUUGUUAGAGUUCCUUCACAAACGAUUUCUGUAUUGGCUCGAGGUGAUGAGCCUCUUGAAGAAGGCCAAUACUGCUAGUCCAGCUCUCCUUCUUGCCAUGAAUUGGUCAUACGAUGCACACAUACUGGCGUUCCUCAGGGACGCACGAAGAAUAAUCACUGUAUAUUUUCCAUGCAUUUCACAAUCGACAUCCCAUAUCUACGUGUCAUUCCUUCCGCUUGCAUCGCUGGAGUCGAAGUUUAUAGCGGACAAUUACUUAAGGCCUAAUCUACCUAUUGUGCAGGUAGAGCACAUAGGCAUGAAGCAACGAUCACCAUUAUUGAAGACUGGGAAGGUUGUUUCUCUUGAGGGCCAUACAGAUGAAAUUCUAGUGGUUGCUUUCUCGCCUGAUGGGAAGCAUGUCGUAUCUGGCUCAGCCGAUACAACCAUCGUGGUUUGGAAAAUUGACAGCAAGGAACCUAUAUCUGUGCGCUUUGCGGGCCAUACAGAAACAGUACUUUCUGUUGCCUUUUCUCAUGAUGGAAAACGCAUCGUCUCUGGUUCAGACGACUCGUCGAUACGAUUAUGGGAUCUCGAGAGUGGACACCUAAUUUGUGAACCCCUCGAGGGCCAUACCGAGUCUGUCACAUCGGUUGCCUUCUCUCACGACGGUACACGUAUUGUCUCGGGUUCUGUAGACUCGACAAUUCGAAUCUGGGAUGCUCGAAGUGGCCAAUGCAUUUCCGAGCCUUUCAGAGGGCACACAUCCGGAGUACAGUGUGCUGCUUUCUCGCCCAAUGGGAGACGUGUUGUCUCCGGAUCUACUGACAACACAGUUCGAAUAUGGGACGUUGAGACAGGGAAAGUCGUUUCUGGACCUUACGAAGCUCACUAUAGUGGUGUGGACUUCGUCGCGUUCUCUCCCGACGGGACGAGAGUUAUCUCAUGCGACGGGUUUGUGAUCCGAAUCUGGGAUGCCGAGGGCGAACAGGCCAAUUUGGACAAGUUCGAAGGGCAUGAGGAUACAAUAAGUUCUGUUGCAUUUUCGCCCGAUGGGAAACUCGUCGUCUCUGGUUCUUUCGACGGAACAAUUCGAGUCUGGGACGCAGAAAGUGGGUGUACAGUUUCCGGGCCUUUCAAAGGACAUUCAGAGCAGUCCGAAAAGAUCCUUUCUAUUUCCUUCUCGCCGGAUGGUGAGCGCGUCGUCUCCGGCUCUGGAGAUGGUACAAUCCUAGUCUGGGACGUUGGAAGUGGAGAGAUCGUUUCCGGACCUUUUAAAGGACAUGAAGACCGGGUCGAGUCCGUUUCGUUCUCUGCUGAUGGAGCACGUGUCAUCUCUGGUUCGUUGGAUGGCACGAUCCGAUUCUGGGACGUUCACAGUGGACAGACUAGUUCUGUUUCUAGGGACGGGCCAGACAUCUCAUCUAUUGCUUUCUCGCCUGACGGGGUACGAGCCGCGUCUGGGUUUGAGGAUGGAACAUUCAUUGUAUGGGACGUUAAAAGUGGAGAAGUCAUUUCUGGACCUUUGAAAGAACACGAGAGUUGGGUUUAUUCAGUGGCUUUCUCGCGUGAUGGAACGAAUAUCGUCUCUGGCGAUGGUACUGGCACCAUCAUAAUCUGGGAUGCUAAGAGUGGGCAGAUCGUACGCAAACUUUCAGAUGACCAUACCGCACUAGUUGUAUCACUUGCUUUCUCAUCUGACGGCACACGCGUCGUCUCGGGUUCUUACGACAACACAAUCCGAGUCUGGGAUGUUAAGAGUAGACAGACAAUCUUUGCACCUUUUGAAGGGCACACGGACUGGGUCCGGUCCGUCGCAUUCUCACCAGAUGGAAGUCGUGUCGUUUCUAGCUCUUGGGAUUGUACAAUCAGAAUAUGGAAUGUAAAAGGUGCGCAGACAGCUUCUGUCUUCAACAGUCAAUAUUAA